GUGCCAGCGCAAUGUCAGGCAACAACAAAGAGCGCAACUCCCGCGUGAGCGUGAGCAAUGAGAACAAUGUGCUCUUAGACCCUGAUGUGCUCACCGAGUACACGACGCAGAUCCUGGUGCUCACUGUCAUGGCGACAUUAGUGAAGUACACGAACGAUGAGAACGAGAUGCGUGUACUCUACGAAUAUCUGGCCGAGGCUUCGGUUGUCUUCCCGCGCGUCUUCUCCGUAAUACACUCGCUGCUGGACGCCAAGAUAACGAACGUGCUGUCGCUGUGCCACGAUCCUGUCAUCCUGAACGCGGUGCAGGCGAUCAUCCUGAACCUGGUGGCCUGCGAGGACCAACACGCGGCGCACCAGGCCCUCUACCACCUGCAGGGGUGCGGCUUCGGGGGACUCUGGCGCUUUGCUGGCCCUUUUACCAAGAGUAACUGCAGCGCUCAGAACGCAGAGCUGUUCGUGAACUGCCUGGAGGCGAUGGUGGAGACAUGCCUACCUGGAGAUGAUGGCCUGGAGCAGGAGUUGGCCCAGUAUCCCUCCAUGCUGUCCGUGGCCUCAGCUAACCUGUCCUCCUCCAUGUCCUCACUCACCCUGGCCUCGCCAACUGAGAAAGAUGGCAGCUUGCGCUUGUGACGUCAUAACCGCGCCACAGCAAUCCUGCUCUGAAGUGAGUAACUUGUAGCAUG
This is a messenger RNA of Hyalella azteca, 685 nucleotides long. RefSeq names its product neurofibromin. The record is from RefSeq and is a predicted model, not a curated record. NCBI's taxonomy places the organism in Eukaryota, Metazoa, Arthropoda, Malacostraca, Amphipoda, Hyalellidae.